UCUCUCUCGAGAAACCGAUCGCGAAGUCCUCACAGAAGUAGCCCGGACGGGAAGCGCCUGGCAUGGACGAGCUGCUGUACCAGACGCGGUCCGCGAGGCCGAGCGUGCUGUGGCGCCCCGGAGGAGGCCGGCGCAUUGACCUCGGCCAAGACUCCUACCGGCCGUUUCACCGCAUUGCCAGGACUGUCCACCUGCAUGACGCCGUCCACAUCUGCGAGGCCCACGCGAUGAACCCGAGGCCAGUCACCAGCUUGAACUCCCUCAGCAGGAGGUCUCUCGGACAGAACCACCCUCUUCGCAGACUCCGAGUCCUCUGGUUUGGCACGCGGCAGGAGGACCGCGGCGCCGACGAGGCUCACGACUGGUACGGAAACGUUGAGUUCUCCCUCGCCGCGGACGUUCUCCUUAGAAACUGGGGAUUCGCCUACCUGGUGGAGAUCAUGACGUCCCCCACGCAGACAGUGACGCGGCUGCUCAUCUCUAACAGAGACUACACACGCUUCCUGCCGGAGUACGACCCGUUCUUAUUGGGCGGCGGAUGGUACAUCACCCCCGAGGGACAGCAUCUGGAACUCGUGAACUGCUCUCGCUACAACAACGAGGACCCGCGACUCAACAGGCAUGGCCACACGCUCGAAUUCAUGAUCGAGGUAACGCCGUGGCACCAGGCCAAACUCCUCCUCACUGAGUGCCAGAUCACCUUCAGGAAUCAUGAGGAUGCCAUAUCCAUGCGCCGGAAACACGUCUGCCACAGAUUUCAGCAGCAGAAUCUUCCUUGCCCAACUCCCUGGAGCAAGGAAGAAACUUCCAGGAUAUUCUUCGAGUUGCACCAUCGCCUGACUCUGAGCCGAGCCAUGGCCACGCCUCCCCUGUCCCCCCAGGCCGAGCUUCUCCGUCAGUGCUUCUUCUCACGAGGAGACGAGUUUGCGUUGACCCCGCUUCCCCCUCCUCCUCCUCCCAUUUAUGUGCCCGUUCCUUGUGUUUUCCCUGGAGGAGUCCCAUUUCCGUUGUAUAACUUCAUAGCCUACGACAGCCUGCUGAAAAAGAUAAUUAGCGAACAGACCCGGAUCCCGCCAUUUUACUCAACAGAAGUCAGCGAAGCCGAGGACAACGACGGGGUUAUGUACUUCCACGGGCAGGUCUUUCAAGCGAAUUCCUUUACCGGAAUAUCUUCUUUCCAGCAGUAUGCGAUGGCCGGCUUUUCCAGCCCGCGCCACGAGCAAGCUCCUCCAGGCUUCCUCCAGGCCGUGCUUAGAGCUUCCCUCGAAGUGAGGCAGCUGCCGGGUAACUCUGCUGUCAGGGAGAUUUCCGAAUUUCCUGGCAGCCCAAGAGAUCUAUAGAUUGGGAAUGGACGUUCAGGAAAUUAUCCAAAUAAAUGAGAGAAAGAGACGGAGGAUAGAUAAAAAUAUAAAAAUGAUUUAUGAAAAUCGAUUUACAUAAUCAACACAGUACCUUUAAGAUACUCCGAUAGAAAAUAAAAAUACAAUUAAUGAUUUUGAAUUCAAGAUGUGUAACUGACAUUCCGUUGAUAAUCACAUAUCUCUGUCCAUAUAAACUGCAUCAUCUUUUUCAGGCAUGACUGACAUAGCAAGUUGACUAUUCGUUAUCAAAGAUCUUAAUAUAUAAAUUUAUAUUGAUUUACGAGUGGCACCAGAUUGAUAAUAAAACGAAAAAAAUCAA
Molecule: messenger RNA, 1680 nt
Organism: Penaeus chinensis
Lineage: Eukaryota; Metazoa; Arthropoda; Malacostraca; Decapoda; Penaeidae
Exons: 2
Coding region: 63-1340 (425 amino acids)
Source: RefSeq, a predicted model, not a curated record